This is a messenger RNA of Neoarthrinium moseri, 804 nucleotides long. RefSeq lists its product as uncharacterized. The transcript has a single exon. Gene Ontology annotation, molecular function: hydrolase activity, acting on ester bonds. The record is from RefSeq and is a predicted model, not a curated record. The coding region runs from base 1 to 804 and encodes 267 amino acids. Lineage: Eukaryota; Fungi; Ascomycota; Sordariomycetes; Amphisphaeriales; Apiosporaceae.
AUGUUGACAUCCAUCUUUACUACGCUGGCACUUGGUGUGCUCCAAGCAGCCGCCUCGCCAACGCGCGCAGAACUGGCUCCGCGGGCUACACCAACUCUAUACUUGUGCGGUGACAGCACCAUGGCCAAGAACGGCGCGAACGACGGCUAUACUGAUGGCUGGGGCCAAUAUAUCAGCAAGUACCUGACCAUCAGCGUGGUCAACAACGCUAUCGGCGGCCGGUCAGCACGCUCUUACACGGAUGAAGGUCGGUUUACCUCGGUUGCCAAUUCGGUGAAGUCUGGAGACAUUGUUGUCAUUGAAUUUGGCCACAACGACGGCGGCUCACCUUCGUCGAAUGACAAUGGCCGCUCCGACUGCCCUGGUGCUGGCACCGAGACUUGCGUUUCGGACAAGACUGGCAAGACCGUAUAUACCUUCGUCUUCUACGCUGUCCAGGCGGCCAAGCUCAUGACAUCCAAGGGUGCUACAGUCAUCCUCAGCUCUCAGACGCCCAACAACUUGUGGGAGGGAGGUGUAUAUGGUUCUGGCGCACCGCGGUUCGUCGGCUACCAGAAGACAGCCGCAAGUUCCAUUGGGAGCUCAAGCGUCACAUUCGUGGACCACUUCCAAGCCGUGGCCAACAUGUACAAGAAACUCGGCAACUCUGCCACCAACGCGCUAUACCCCAAGGAUCACACGCACACAAGCCCUACCGGUGCUGAUUUGAGUGCGCAAGCAUUUGCCCAGGCCAUUGCCACCAGCAUGAACGGCACAACUAGCCUGAAGAACUACGUCAAGAGCCCGGCGCCGACGGUGUACUAA